AUGGAGCGAGCAUUUGAAAACGAUAACGUUUUCAAAAACGUUGUGCAAGAAAUAUGUAGAGAAUGCAUCGCUAGAAAUUUGGAGGUUGAAGAAUCAUUAGUCCAACAAGUAACAAAGUUAUUCGCUUUGGAUAUCGAUAUGGGAAUUUCAUCCGAGGGCGUGGUAAAGAGAGACACAUUGGAAUUAUUUGUAAAUCAUGUGGUUAGUAAAUUAGCUAUUCCAGAUGACGAAUCUCCGCAAAUGUCCACGUUAAAAAUGCAAUUGAAUUGCAAAGAAUUCUGCAAUACCAUAAGUGAGUCAAUAAAAAUGCAUAAUGAAUCAUUAAGUAAUUACUUAUAUCCUUUAACACGCGAAAUUAUAAAUGAGACUUUAAACGUAACAAAUAAUAAUAAAGAAUCUCUUGAACAAUUUCGAAGAAAAUUAGCCGUUCAUAUUUUGCUUGAAUCGCAAAUGGGUCAUCCAUCCCGCAUGGAUGUUUUUAAUGAAGGAUUAACAGCCUUGAGCAGCAUAGCAAGCUUGGCUGAUAUUGCUUCUUUCCUAGAAUCAGACGAAACUCAAAAAAUUCGUUAUAUACAUGAAUUGACCCACUUGGUGUCAGGAAUACGGUUAUUGAACAAGGAAUUUGGCAGAAGUUCUGGUUCGGGAAUCCUCGAUGUGCCUUCUGAGCUGGAUUCAGCGUUCGCAAAAUCUAAGACAUUACUCAAUAAUUCAUUAGGUGAACUUCAAGAUAUAUUGGACUCGCAUACAACGGCUAUUCUUUACUCUACUGAAAUAGAUGAUAGAAGACUAUUAGUAAAUUUUAGAGUGCAACCUAAUUUAUCUCUAACAGAUAUCGAAAACACGCGUGAUCGUCUUAUAUUGCAAAGGCAGUAUGAAAUAUUUCUGAAAAGAUUAAAAUUGCGCCUUGAACAAGUAGGUGAAAACAUACAAAAUAGCUUGCUUAAAUAUAAACAAAAUUUGUUGACUGCAAUACAAGUCGUGGAUAAGAAAAAUGCUUUAAUCAUUUCUACCGUAUAUCCUUUGUUUUACAAUAUAGCGUCCUCGUGGUUUGAUCUUCAAAAUCAAUUAUUUAUAAUUAUGGAAACUAAUGAAAUAUGUUUAAAAUUAAAAUCAGUUUCCAACCUGAUGGUUGCCAAAGUUCCAAUAAUGCAUGCAAUGCUAGGUGACAAACCUAUUUAUACACGAAAUGAGUGGUUGCAGAAAAUGCCAAAAGAAAAUAUAGAUUUAACAGAUUUCAAAUGUAUAUUAUUAAACUACGAUGAAGUGUCCCAAAAAGAAGAUUUUUAUUUAAAAUUUAAUGGAUUUUGUAUUUGGUAUCUGGUUCAUUGUCGGGGUGUUUUGAUUCCUGCAAACCCGGAACUGGGUGUGCUGGAACAUCGUUCAGAAUACUACGCUUUUAGUACCCGGCAAGCAAUUGAAGCAUUUGGUAGGACUCCCGACAGGUAUUUGUACAGCGCCUUAGAAGUAAUACGUGGUAAGCCAGAAUUGGUUGGUUUAUUCGAAAUACAAGAGCUUAUAUUGAACAUGAGUGACCAUGCACUGAGAUUAUGUCAAGAACUAGCUCCAAAACCAGAUCACAAAGAACUAAGAGACGUAGAAAUACAAACUGUGACUCAUCUAUACGAAACGAGGAUAGUUAAAUACAAAUGGAAUGUAUGGGAUAUGCGUCGGGAGGCGAUACAGCUGGCCAAUUUAAGCCGAGGAAAAUCGAAAUCUAUGCAAACGUUGAGAACAUAUUCGAAAGUAGGCGUAGCACUGCAAACGACUUUCUUAAAGAAUACUUCCAUGCAGACAACAAGAGAAAACUACACCAAUACACCGACGCCUCUCAAUUAUAAAUCUGGUUUGAGGGCCAAACGAGACCAAUUGAAUCUAAUGGUAGAUUGCACGAGACCAGUACAUGAGGACUACUACACGUGCACCAAGUACAACACGAUUUUAUUUGAUACUCCAUUUCCAGAAGAUAAAGAACCUGAGUGUACAAAUGAUGAUGGUAAUAAAUUUUGCCUCAAAGUUUGUCACGGCAAAAAUAAUCGUUUAACAAAUAGAAGAAAAUCAACCAAUUAA
Ctenocephalides felis (cat flea) is the source of this 2067-nucleotide messenger RNA. Its product is annotated as cilia- and flagella-associated protein 206-like. Gene Ontology annotation, cellular component: axoneme; ciliary basal body. The record is from RefSeq and is a predicted model, not a curated record. Lineage: Eukaryota; Metazoa; Arthropoda; Insecta; Siphonaptera; Pulicidae. Gene Ontology annotation, biological process: regulation of cilium beat frequency.